UUCUUAAGGGAAAAAAAAAAAAACCAGAAGAACAACAAAGCAAGCAUAUAAUUUAAGUGUUAAAACAUUUUCUUUUAUGAUUCCGAUUCACCAUAAUUUAGGACAAUGUAACCGGUAUCUAAAUACAUGUCACCACCCAGAGGCUUGUUGAGAACAACAGCCAACCAGGGGAGGAUAAAUGUUUCUAAAUAUUUUGUUGGUUAGUAGCUAGGUUAGCUUCGAGGUUAGCUUGUUUCUGAAGUCUUUCCUAAAAGGUUGGCAGAAAUUAUAAACGUCCAAAAAACUCACACCAGACUCUCAGCUUUAUUUCUUAACUGUUGGGGAUGGGAGGCCUGGUCAGCAAGGUUAAGUACUGGGGACCAGAGGAAGCAGCAGAAGGAGAAAGCGGCAGCCGACGACAUGGCGGAGAGUGUAAAAAAAGGAAGCGAAACGCUCAGUGCGACUGUGAUAGUGAACAAGAGGGAGAUGAUGACAUACUAGAUACACCUCGCAGGAAGAAGUUGAAAAGCACCUCAAAGUACAUUUAUCAGACCUUGUUUCUAAAUGGAGAAAACAGUGAUGUUCGCAUCAGUGCUCUGGGGCAGGAGUGGAACCUCCACAAAGUCUACCUCCGUCAGUCUGGAUACUUCUCCAGCAUGUUCAGCGGCUCUUGGAAGGAGUCAAAUAUGAUGGAAAUCAACUUGGAGAUCCCGGACCAGAACAUUGAUGCUGAAGCUUUGCAAGUCGUAUUUGGAUCUUUGUAUCGUGAUGAUGUUCUGAUCAAGCCCAGCAGGGUGAUCAGUAUACUCGCAGCUGCAUGCAUGCUUCAACUGGAUGGUUUGAUCCAGCAGUGCGGUGAAACCAUGAAGGAGAACAUCAGUGCAAAGACUGUGUGUGGCUACUACUCUUGUGCGAGCAUCUAUGGCCUUGAUUCAGUCAUAAAAAAGUGUCUCGAAUGGCUUUUGAACAAUUUGAUGACGCAUCAGAAUGUUGACUUGAUGAAAGAACUUGGGGCUGAUGUGAUGAAGCAGCUAAUCCAGUCCUCAGAUCUAUUUGUCAUGCAGGUGGAGAUGGACGUCUACACUGCUCUGAAGAAGUGGAUGUUUCUACAGCUCAAUCCUUCUUGGGACGGUCAAAUCAAGCAGCUUCUGUCUGAUGCUGAUGCUUGGCUUUGCAAACGUAGGACAGAUCUGUGUGAAAAGGAACCAUUUUUAAACACAGAGGAGGGCGCGCCAUUUCACUCGGUUUUCAGGCUUGUGCGUCUCCAGUACAUCAUCAACGAUCUCGCCUCUGCACGCAUCCUAGAGAGAGACAACAUCCUACCUCCUGAUUGGCUAUCAGUGAUGUACAAAAACCAGUGGUUUGCUAUGCUCCGAACAGAGUUUGACAACGAUAAUGGACCUCAACAGCCAAAUAAAGACGAGUUUGAGCAGAACAGCAUGAGAUGUGGCAGGAAGCUGAGUAAAGAUGGAGAUUACUGCUGGAGGUGGACGGGCUUUAACUUUGGGUUUGACCUUUUGGUGACGUACACAAACCGCUUUAUAGUCUUUAAAAGGAAUACACUCAGUCAGCCGUGUGGGGGCGCUGUGAGCCUACAACCAAGACGACAUCUGGCUUAUAGGUUACGUCUGGCCUCCUUUGAUAGCCGAGGGAAGCUGGUCUGCAGUCGCUCUACGGGCUACCAGCUUCUCACCCUGGAGAAAGACCAGGAAUACGUGGUGAUGAACCUGGACAGUCGGCUGUUAUCAUUCCCCCUGUAUGUAUGCUGUAAUUUCCUGUAUACGUCACCUCAUUCAGACCAGCGUCCAGAUUCCUCUGAGCCAGAAAGUGCUGCUCGCGUCACGUCUUGAUAUCUGCUCAAACGGGCAUUAGCUGCUACCAUUCCUUUGGUGAGGUGGAACGACUGACCUAGACUGUGUGCAGUCCACCAGACCGCCUGCAUGCUUUUACUUCUGUGGAGUUUGGGGGAAUUUUUACAGCCGUAUGGACAGACUUUUUGGCACAUUUUACACACUUGGCGUACUGCUCAGAAGGGAUCACUACCUUUUUGUUCUAGAUCAGAUCUACCUUGCUUCUUUGCAAUGACAUGUUUUUCUUUUUUUAUUACCAUAUGGACACAGAAAAAUUGGCACCUUUUUUUUUUUUUGGGACACAUCCUGGUUUAAUUUGUGAUGUUCCCGGAUUACUACUGUACGAGUCUUCCGCCUCCUUCUAGCUCCUCCAGUUGUCCGUUUCUCUGCUGCCACCUGCAGGAUGCUCAAGGGAGUGUCCUGUGAUGGGUGCAAGUUUCUGUUAUUGGCUGAUUUGAAGGAUUCUGUCUGCCUUGGUAGGUUGUAGAGUUCUUAACAAAGCCU
Molecule: messenger RNA, 2333 nt
Organism: Cyprinodon variegatus (sheepshead minnow)
Lineage: Eukaryota; Metazoa; Chordata; Actinopteri; Cyprinodontiformes; Cyprinodontidae
Gene: gmcl1
Product: germ cell-less, spermatogenesis associated 1
Exons: 15
Coding region: 324-1829 (501 amino acids)
Biological process (GO): germ cell development
Molecular function (GO): protein binding
Source: RefSeq, a predicted model, not a curated record